Mercurialis annua (annual mercury) is the source of this 561-nucleotide messenger RNA. RefSeq lists its product as uncharacterized. The coding region runs from base 1 to 561 and encodes 186 amino acids. The transcript is spliced from 2 exons. Gene Ontology annotation, molecular function: zinc ion binding. NCBI's taxonomy places the organism in Eukaryota, Viridiplantae, Streptophyta, Magnoliopsida, Malpighiales, Euphorbiaceae. The record is from RefSeq and is a predicted model, not a curated record.
AUGGCAAUAAGAUCUCCGGCGGAGUAUGCUUAUUUGACUGAUGAGAUAUAUCUUAAGAAAGAACAAUGGGUUUUGUGUUGGGACAUUAAAGCGCAAAGGAACAGUGUAAUGACAGCGAACUACGCCGAGUCCAUAAAUGCGACGCUAAAGAAUAUAAGGGGGCUUCCAAUCACCGCGAUGAUAGAGGCUAUCUUUGACAGGCUCAGCGAUAUGUUCGUCAAGCGUUGGGAAACGUAUAAAGGGAUAAUCGCCAAGGGCGUCUUGGUGAUUACUAGGAAGGAUAAUUUUCGGGCAAAGGGAGGAAAUAUCCAGAAGGUCAACCUUCGAAGAAUGAAGUGCACGUGCAGUAAGUUUCAACACCACCAGAUCCCCUGCUCCCAUGCUAUGACAGUCAUUCAACAAGAAAAGUUGAACCCUCACGACUUCAUAGGGUGGCGGUACCAAACCAAGAACGCCAUACAAGCAUGGAAUACUCAGUUUAAUCCAUUACCUCCCGACGAGAUGUGGAUUGGUUCUCGAGAGGUCCCAUUUAUUCCAAAUGCUAACUUGAUAAUAUUAUAG